Messenger RNA from Xylaria bambusicola, 2019 nucleotides. Its product is annotated as NAD(P)H-dependent D-xylose reductase. Gene Ontology annotation, molecular function: aldose reductase (NADPH) activity. The transcript has 5 exons. The coding region runs from base 418 to 1404 and encodes 328 amino acids. Lineage: Eukaryota; Fungi; Ascomycota; Sordariomycetes; Xylariales; Xylariaceae. Gene Ontology annotation, cellular component: cytosol. The record is from RefSeq and is a predicted model, not a curated record.
UUUUUUUUUUUUUUUUUUUUUUUUUUUUAAAAUGAUUUCCUUUCUAUUUGAUUCUUUUUAGUACUCCUCUAGGUAUCCUUCAUUUUAUCUACUACUGUAAUUGAUUCCCCAAGUGUCUAACCUCGGUAAGUAGUUGGUUGGUACAGCAUGCGGGCUUUGAUCUGUGGUGCUACCUCAUGGAAGCACCCAAGCGCCAAAACCCACCCCGCCUCUCGAGUACGGGUGUAGCAGGUAGUCGAAUAAAACCGUGACACUCUCGUUACGCUUAAACCAAGUUUGGAAGCUUGAAGACAGCUGUGGCUGUUUGAACGUCAUCGGAUCUAGUGUGAUGUAGGCAGUAUAGUGUAGUGUGUAUACCCACACAGCUCGACCCCUCCUCCUAGGAUACCUGAGAAUUACAUUUGCUCGAAUAACAUAAUGGCGGACCAGGUUCCUACUUAUAAGCUUGCCUCUGGCUAUUCCAUGCCGCUCGUCGGCUUCGGUAUCUGGAAGGUUCCUCGCGAGACAUGUGCCAACCAAGUGUACAACGCCAUCAAGCUUGGAUACCGCCACAUCGACGGCGCAUGGGACUACACAAACAGCAAGGAGGCCGGCGAGGGUGUUCGCCGCGCCAUCGACGAGGGCCUCGUGAAGCGCGAAGAUCUCUUCAUCACCACAAAGCUAUGGAACAACUACCACAAGCGCGAGCACGCCUUGGAGAUGGCGAAGCUCGAGCUGGAGGCGUGGGGCAUCGGCUACUUCGACCUGUUCCUGAUCCACUUCCCCAUCUCUCUCGAGUUCAUCCCCUUUGACAAGCUCCGCUACCCUUGCUUCUGGACCGACGCCGAGCAAACCAAGGUCACGCCUCUCGCCAAGGUGCCCAUUGCCGAGACGUGGAAGGCCCUAGAGGACAUGGUGCAGACCCCUGAAAACCCCAACGGUUUCGUCCGGAGCAUUGGCGUCUCCAACUUCUCUGCCCAAUUGCUCUACGACCUCCUAUCAUACGCCAAGGUUCCCGUGUCGGCUCUGCAGAUCGAGCAUCACCCGUACCUGACGCAGCCGCAGCUCGUCCAGCUCGCGCAGAAGAACAACAUCCUAGUCACCGGCUACUCGUCCUUCGGACCCCAGAGCUUCAUCGAGCUGAACAACGUAGACGCCGUCAACGCCCAGCCCCUAUUCGAGGUAGACGUUGUCAAGAGCAUCGCGGAGAAGCACGGCAAGACGCCUAGCCAAGUAUUGCUACGCUGGAGCACACAGCGAAACAUCGCAGUGAUCCCCAAGUCCAACAACGUCGAUAGGCUGAAGCAGAACCUCGAGUCCGCCACGUUCAGCCUCACCGACGACGAGAUCAAGCAGAUUUCAAGUCUGAACCAGAACCUGCGUUUCAACGAGCCCAACUCGUUCGGCUUCCCGAUAUUCGCGUAGCGUAGGGCAUUCUACCUACGAGUGCUAGGCAUAUCGAAUUGGCCGCAAUUGAUAUCUCUAAUUUCCCUAGAUGAUGUAUAGAAAAACGUACUUGGUAGGAAGCGAGAGCAGAGCAGGAAGGAUCCGCACAACAAGCUGUCACCGUUAAAUAAUUCGUUACCUCGGGUAUAUAAUCUACCUAUCCAAAGUGGCGUAACCACGCCGCCCACUUUCUUUCUAUGUUCAUUCACAUCUUACCAGAUAUAGGUAGACAUAAGUGUAACCGUGCAUAUUAUUUAUUUCUGUACUCCAGGAUAAUACCAGAUCAACUAAGUUAACCAGUCAUGCUGACUCACAUACUCUGUUAAUCCCUCCAUAGCGGCGAGGAAUUGAAAAACUAAAGAUUGAAAGGGGGCCGCGUGUAUGUUAUGUCCAUUUAUUUGUACGUAUGUAUGUAUGCAUGUAUGUAUGGCUAUGAAGACUUUUUGCUCGAUGCGCAGAUUCUUAACUUCAAGCACUAAUAAACACACACACACGCAUGGGAUCCUAAUCAGCCCGAACAAGACUGUUCAUCUACCUAUCCAUAGCUUAUAUAUAUACAAAUAAUACGACGAGUUACAAAACAGGCUUAAUCUC